AUGGAUUCUCUUGAAAUAUACAACAAAGAAGUGAUACCUACUCAACUUAUUGGUACAUACUGUGGGACAAGAUUCCCCAAUAUUAUUAGAUCCACUGAUAGAACUAUGCUGCUCAAUAUGCACACAUAUUAUCACUAUCACUCUCGCUUUACAAGAAAAGGAUUUCGAGGUCAAUAUUAUACACAUCGUAAGUCAUUAAAAAAAUUUUUUUUAUUACCCAUUAAAAAUGCCAAGUCAUCAGAAUAACUUCAUUAAAGACAUUUUUGUUUUAUCCUUUAUCUAAUGCUGUCUAGUAUAAAAUAUUUGAGUAAGUUAUAUUGGCACUGGCAAAUUACAGAAUGUAGUGUAAUGUUCUGGUGUUGUGAUUAAUUUAGUCUUGAGAAAUUAAUAGUACAAACUCACUAGGCUUAUUUUUUUUUAUGUCUCAUUUUAAGGCAAACUUUUGUAGAUAAUAGCAAGAUUCAAGAGGUAAAAGAGGCAUGGGAGCCAUUAAUGCUGAAAGCGCCGGGAGGGGGGAGUGACCCAAAUCAUAGGGAAUUUAUUAUUUCCCCAGAAAAGUGAAACAACCUCCUGUAGUAGAGACAUACGCAAUUGAAAAUUUCAAUUACACUUUUUUCUUCUUUUUUUGUUUUUAGGAUUAUUUUUAUGAUAGAAAUUUUUUUUAAAGGGAGCACAAGCUUUUCACAAUGGAGGUGUUGGCUGAUUAGACAUUCUCUUCCAACCACUGUUUUAAAGGAUUAAAAUAUGUAGUGCUAUAUAUUUCUUUAUUCCUUAAAUUAUAAAGAAGUUAAUAAGCCAAUCGGAUAGAAAAUGAAAAAAAAACGAAAAGACUACAUUGUGUUGUCACUAGGCUAAAUAUUACCACAGCGGUAUCAAGUGAGCUAUCUAUGAAAACACAAAGCAUUAGUUUGCUGAUAACCGCAAAACAAUGUGGUAUUUUUUAUAGCUUUAAAAGACCUAAUAAGAAAUAAUGGAUUUAACAAAUUGUUUGGUGACAGUUGGGUCUAUUAGAGGCUGUCAGGAAAAUUAUUUUAGAAUUUAUGCAUAAAUGUAAGCACAUACUGGGGACGACCCCCCCCACCCCCACCCCGCCCCGCCCAACACUAUCAUUUGCUUCCAUCACUUCUCUUCCCUUUUCCUAACACUGCUUGCGGUAGUUUUAAACCAAAAUAUGUUAACUGAAAAUAAAAUCAGACCUGCAGCCCACCAUGUCAAAUGUUGUGGCCAGCCUAUCACAAAUGAAUUUAUUUCUUCAUUCAAAAAGCAAUUAUUUUUUAAUUUGUGACAUAAAAGCCCAUUUUAUAUAUAUAAAUAUAUACACAUCAGUUUUGUGGAUGGUGUAAAACACCCCCCCCCCCCCUUUUUUUUUUUCCAUUUUGGGCUGAUGUCUUGAAAAUAGAUUGAAAUAAGUAAUAAAUUAUACAAUUUUUUUACUAUUUAUUAACUACAAAAAUAAAAAGGACUUAUGUAAACAAACCUAGUUAAGGGGAACCUAAAGUUAAUCUGUUUUUAUCAUCAUUGCUUGUAGUUAAUUGCAGAUGAUCUUUUAUUUCAUAAUAGCUUGUCCAGCAUUUAAAUAUGGAAUUACCUGUCAGUUCUCAUGUACCUGCGACCAAACAAAAACUGAGUUUUGUGACAACAUCAAUGGGAUCUGUGUUUGUAAGGCUGGGUGGAUGGGCAGUGACUGCUCAGAUGACGUCAACGAGUGCAGGUUUCCUAAAUGUGCUGUCAACGAGGUGUGUCAGAACUUACCUGGCUCAUUCAACUGCAGCUGUAAAAAUGGAUUUGCCAAAAAUGCCAAUGGACUGUGUGUUAGUAAGUUAAAAGAUUUUAUAAAGCUGACAUAUUACAAAUUUAGAUCUCAUUUACGCAAAUAAUAAAAUGUAAUGCACAAUAGCUGAGCAUAGGUGUAAGGAAUACAUUAAAGAGGUUACUUUAAAAUUUUGACAUAAUCUUAAAUGUUAGAAUUUAUGAUUUUUAUCAUUCUAUAAAUAUGACUAUGUCUUAAAUUGCAUAAUCAUUAACUAUUACUCUCCUUCUCAUAUUAAAAUUCGUAAACAUCCACCAUGAAAAAUUGCAUUGUCUUUUAGCCUAACUAAUUUUAUAUUACAUUAUUCCUAAAGAAAACAAGAUAUCAGUUGUUUUUUUAAAGAGGUUUCAAUGAUUCAUUCACAUUAAAGUCUUUCUUGGUUUUAAAUGCAUAUCUGAUGUGGUUUCAUUAACUCAUUAACUGACAUUAUCUCAUUAAUGUGGAAACAAGUAUUUUUGUCCCACAUCCCACUUAUGAAUGUAAGUAUGUAAGUGUACCACAAAAAAAACUAAACCAUUUUCUUCAGUGCCAUACAUUACCCUCUUCCUCUCUUUUACUUUCUACAAAUUACAAUACAAAUUACAACUGAGUUAAUAUACUGUAUAUUUUGUUUUUUUUGGUUGUUUUUUUGUAACUUCAACUUCCCUUCAACAAAUUGGCAUCACAAAAAAACCAAGCAAAUCCAUGACCACCCCAAGCUUUGUUCACAAUGAAGUUUGAAAGCUUCACUAGCUAUAAAUUAGCAUAUUAUCUUCUUUAUAUACAAAAAUAUCUGUCUGUUAUACAGAUGUAAGAGCCAGCUGCACCAGUAAGAUCAAGACAGUGUGUUCCCAUUCUUGCUAUUAUGACAGCGUCACUGGGGCUGAUACUUGCAGUUGUCCUGAUGGCUUGGAGUUGGGAACUACAGAUAAAACAAAAUACAUGUGUGUCGGUAAGUACUGAUUAGAUCAUAAAUAUUUAGCUUUUAUCUAUGUUUGUUGUUUUGAAUUUUAAGUAUUUUUUUUAUUUAUUUUUACAGUCUGAAAUUUUUCACCAAAGAAAAAUCUGAAUUUAAUGAAGCGUAAAUCAGCUUAGAAAACGGAAAUUUUUGAAAAGGAAGCAAACAUUUUUAUCUCAAGCCAACCAAGUUAGCUUCUGGAUUUUGAUUUUGUAGGUUGAGGUUUUUAAUCCCCUAGAAAACGUGCUUUCCUUGGCUAAUGAGUUUAUUCCUACCUUCCAUUAACCUCUAGCUGGGGGAAGCUCCAUAUUAAUUCACAUCCGUUAAUUCUUUGAUAACCAUUGCACCCCAUUUUUAAUUUCUUUUUACCUCAGUUCCUUACUACCCUUAUGGUCAGUCUGUGGGUGAUUUCAACUUGACAACACUCAAUGUGAAAGUCGGGAACUCAUACAGGAAUGCCAAUCCCAUUGUAUUUACUUCACCAACUCCAUUUGGGGAAACUUUGAAAACAGAGGCUUACGUAAGUUAAACAACACAUUUCUCAUAGAUUGAAAUAAGGGAUUUGAAUGAUAUAAUUAAAAUGGGGAAAAUGUAUGAUAGAUGCUAAUUUGGCAACUUAAGUAUGCACCCUCAAAUAUAAAUGAAUCUUUUUUUUAAAAAAAGAUUGAAUGUUUAACUAAAUUAUCAUACGUCUUUCAGGUUUUUAGCAAUGGCCUGAUUGGCUUUGAUAAAAUUGAGGUGAGUGAGGAACCUGACCUACAAG
Messenger RNA from Lymnaea stagnalis (great pond snail), 3510 nucleotides. The record is from the annotation of a GenBank genome assembly. Lineage: Eukaryota; Metazoa; Mollusca; Gastropoda; Lymnaeidae.